AUUGAUAUUUCGGUGAUUGCACUGUUUGUAAAAUCAGUCUAUUGCUAAAAUGGCUGAGGAAUUAGCAAAUGACUAUUCCGGCUAUUUUAAAGCGUCUAAUUUGGACCAGGAGCUUAAACCCAUCACGGUAGGCAUUGAUCGAAUGAUGCUGCGAUUGGAAGAGUUUGAAAACCUACUGGAGCUCGUGAAGGCAGAAUCGGCCUUGGCAUUGACCCAGAAUGUACCACAAAUGCUGGCGCUUCAGCCGGAACUAAACAGCCUUUGUGAUCGUAUUGAUAAACUAGAACAGUUCGUUGGGCUCGUCGGCCGGAACCUGGAUGCGGUAGAGAAGCAGGUCCAGAUCGCCGAAGAGGAAUUGGACAUACCGGACAAAACGAUAAACGUGCUGUUGAAAUCGCUCAAUAUUUUCGGCAAGCCAAAGCAAACGGAAAAGCUAACGAAUCGUAAUGCCAAUGGGGUAUAUGAGCCGGUGCCGGUGUUCAAAACGGAACAAUUCUUUCGACCCAACGGCCCAGAAAAAGAAGAUAAGUUCAGCAAAGAAGAGACGCCCUCUUGUGAAGACUGUGAUACUGGAACACCAGAAAUAUAAGAAUUAACGCAAUGCAUUCUGCUAAAUAUACGCUCCG
This is a messenger RNA of Anopheles coustani, 626 nucleotides long. It is a transcript of the gene Blos4, whose product is annotated as biogenesis of lysosome-related organelles complex 1 subunit 4. Gene Ontology annotation, cellular component: BLOC-1 complex. The record is from RefSeq and is a predicted model, not a curated record. Lineage: Eukaryota; Metazoa; Arthropoda; Insecta; Diptera; Culicidae. Bases 50 to 589 code for a protein of 179 amino acids. The transcript has 2 exons.